Molecule: messenger RNA, 3856 nt
Organism: Odontomachus brunneus
Lineage: Eukaryota; Metazoa; Arthropoda; Insecta; Hymenoptera; Formicidae
Product: matrix metalloproteinase-14-like
Exons: 10
Coding region: 40-1815 (591 amino acids)
Biological process (GO): extracellular matrix organization; collagen catabolic process; proteolysis
Cellular component (GO): extracellular matrix
Molecular function (GO): zinc ion binding; metalloendopeptidase activity
Source: RefSeq, a predicted model, not a curated record
GCAGCGAACAAACCCAAGGCGCCGCGUCAGGUCGGAACUAUGACCAGGUGGAGCGAGAUCGUUUCGCGACGGCGAAGCGCCGACGGCUGCCUAAUGGCGAUGGCACUCUUGGCUUUGUACGCGAACGCGGAAGCGGGGCCAGCCAAUGUCAAGAUCGGCGACAACACCGCAGCGAAUUAUUUGUCGCAAUACGGAUAUCUGCCGCCGAGUAAUCCGGAAAAUGGUGCCUUCCUGAGCUCGGAGAAACUGACCGCGGCGAUAGAAGAAUUCCAGGCAUUCGCCGGACUUAACAUAACAGGCGAGCUGAAUGACGAGACCGUCAAGCUGAUGGCGACACCGAGGUGCGGUGUUAAAGACAAAGUUGGACCAGGAGCCGAUGGAAGAUCGAAGAGAUACGCUCUUCAAGGGUCGAGGUGGCGUACGAAGAACCUGACCUACAAAAUCAGCAAGUAUCCGUCCGGCCUGAACAACGUCGAGGUGGACAAGGAAAUAGCGAACGCGUUCAAAGUUUGGUCGGGUUACACCGAUCUCACGUUCACCCGCAAGACAGGACGUGACAAUGUACAUAUCGAAAUCAGAUUCGAGGUGGGCGAGCACGGUGACGGCGAUCCUUUCGACGGACCAGGUGGCACUUUGGCGCACGCUUACUUCCCCGUGUACGGUGGCGAUGCCCAUUUUGACGACUCCGAGCGGUGGACCAUCAAAAGCUACCGCGGCACCAACCUCUUCCAGGUCGCCGCUCACGAAUUCGGGCACUCGCUCGGCUUGAGCCACAGCGAUGUCAAGAGCGCCUUGAUGGCACCCUUCUACCGCGGUUACGACCCUCAUUUCACCUUAGACCGUGAUGAUAUCGAGGCUAUUCAGGCUUUGUACGGAAAGAAGACUAACCAUGGAGGGGGGUCGACGUCGCGGCCGUCACCGCCGGCCGAGGAAGACCCCGAGUUGUGUAAAGACCCAAAGGUCGACGCAAUGUUCAAUUCAAAAGACGGCGAGACAAUCGUAUUCAAAGGUAAAUACUAUUGGAAAUUGACGGAUAACGGUAUCGCCAGCGGCUACCCUAGGCGCAUCAGCAGCACUUGGAAAGAACUUCCGUCGAACAUAGACGCCGCGUUCACGUACAGGAACGGCAAAACUUACUUCUUCAAGGGCACGCAAUACUGGAGGUACAUCGACACGACCAUGGACGGCGACUACCCGAAAGAGAUCAGCGACGGUUUCACCGGCAUUCCCGACCACAUCGACGCUGCCACCGUGUGGACCGGAAACGGCAAGAUCUACUUCUACAAGGGAACGAAAUUCUGGCGUUUCGACCCAGCGUCGAAGCCACCGGUGAGGAGUAACUAUCCCAAGCUGAUUAAGAACUGGCAGGGCAUACCAGAUCAUAUCAACGCGGCGGUGACCUAUAAGGGCUACACGUAUUUCUUCCAAGACAACGCCUACUAUCGAUUCAACGACCGAACGUUCUCCGUGGACACCGCUGAUCCCGCCUUCCCAAGAUCGACAGCGUACUGGUGGUUCGGCUGCAAAUCCGCUAACAGAGGGACGCUAGGUAAUGAGCUUUGGCCGUUCCAUUUUGCCAGCAAUCUGGACGUAGCUGACGGUGACACGUACGGCGAUUACGGUAGUCAUGACAACGUCGGCGACAUCAUUUUAGACGCAGGAGGCACCGACGAGCUCGUCACGUCGUCCAACCACCAUCGCGCGGACUCCGGAGCGAUGGGAAUCUUCAGGAGCCCGUCGGAAGAGGCGUGGCAAUUGCAACUUGUGCUCAGCAUCGCGACGAUGAUCAUCGCGAGGUUCGUCAUCUCCACGUAAAGGACACCGUCCGGCGUUCAUCUCGACCGAGACUGCGACUUAUCGAUUACGCCUCGAUCUCGAAGCGAUCGAACGGCAAUGUUCGAGUCGACAUGCGCGCGCAAGUUGACGCGCGACGAAGGCAUCGUUGGAAGCGAUUCCACGAGAACACCGUUCGACGUGAACGUCGCUGCGACGAGAGGAAACGUCUCCGCCGUGCUAACGACACGAUCGUGAGGGAGAAAUGCGUGUCGUCAAUGCCAGUGGUUUAGAUUUUUAGGAACUCGCUGGUGACUAAGUAUAGAUAGCUAGAAAAUUAUACAAUGAGUAGUUCCCGCUAGUGCUGCCCCCUCCUCUCAACUACGUGCAGCAACGGCGCGUCCUUUCAAAAUGAUUUGCGCACGAAUAGUCUCCGCGCACUCCUGACAUCUGUUCUUUCUAGUUGUGUGUGAAAUAAAAUUAAUGUACAUCUGAAAUCUGGCGAAAAAACGGAGAAGGAGAAAAAUUGCAAGGACAAAAAAUAAGAAAGCACAGCUAAAAAGAACAGAUCUUCGAAUUUGCACAUUUGUUCGUGAGUGUAUUAUAUUGUAUUUUCGAACCCACGUUCCAAGUUUCACGCAGCAACGUAACACACAGGACCCCUCUACACUGCCUAUUUAUUCGCGUGUCCACCAAGUUGCGAAAACUUUGAUAUUAAAGGCACUCACUGACUUCUCGAGACCGACCAUGCGAUCACGACCCAUGUUGUCGUGAGAUGUACGAUGAUACAUUCUAGGAAUGAAUAAAUCGAAACAUCGUGAGAGUUAAAGAGAUUGAAAUGUAGUCGGAUCGGAUUCUUGACUGACAAUAUCGUCAAAAAAUAUUUGUUGAUUAAUAAUGACGUUACGUGAGUAUUAUAGAUCCUGCUGCCUGCGUAAAUACCAAAAUAUUCUGUGCGUAAUACGAAAAUAAUCUUUCGCAUAUAUUCUGUAUAUUAUUUUUAUCCAGUGUCUAAUCGUUUGCAUGUGAUUUAUUCGUAUAUAUGAAUAUCUAUAGUACUCAUGUCACUGUAACUAUGUUACGAUUAUGUUAGAAUAAUUGUUAUCUUAUGUGCAAGUGCCUUAGAGAAUAUUUUUGUAAUUUAUAUGCUAAGGAAAAAAAUUGUACAUGUCACAUGUCUGUCCAAGCGCAGCUUUCUCCGUGUAUAACUUCAAAUCGUCGAACGUCUGGUUUUCCCUUAGCCACAUGACAUUGCGUUUGAAGAGAAUUCUUUCCUGUUUUCACGUAUAAACGCUUCCAUCGCGAUUUGCCAGUAAUAGCCUGUUCAUCGGAUGAUUUUAUAUGCAACUAUUGUAGCUAGUAUUAUCGAGAUAAUUGUACGUGAGUUGUCAGACCGAUUUCUGGCAUUAAUGGUGCUGUGUGCGAGAAUUUAUAUACUGUUCUUAUGUAUAAAGCAUUAGAUUUUAGAUCAUAUAAGAUGGAAGUGCACUUUAAAACGCGUCUCGGAGAACGCAAUUCUCUUCUCUGGAGGAAAAUAUUCCGCGGAAAGAUUACACGCGUUGAGAAUCAUCUUCGUUGUAUCCAGUAUUAACAGAUGUUUAAAACGUUGUUUAAUACUGUCACUUCGUAUUUUCUUACAUAUUGAAACGUGUCUUAGUAGUGUAAUACCGUAAGUGUUUGACCAGUACUUAAUUGUUAAGGAUUACGUAGCUUCAAGAACUAUCAGAGCACAAUAAGAAAGGCCUCGUACUAUCUGUCGAUAUUUAUUGAAUGAAAGAACAUCCAAGUGCAAUUAAUUUGGUUUUAUUAUUUUGAUUUCAAUUAAUUACAAUGCAGCAAACUGACGAUUGUCACUGACGAUUGUCACUGACGAUGCAAUUCUGCAAUUCUGACACAAUAAUCACGUAAUACGUACAAAUCUAAUUGUACAAAGCCUUUCUUUAUGUCACUACUCAGGGUGUUAAUGAUUCAUAUUGAAACUUGCCACGCUACUGCGUCGUGCCCUGAAUAAAAUCUCUAUUGUAUUAUAUUUUUCAUUGUCAUACAAAUAUAGUAUUAAUAAAUGCGUACGUUUAUAUUUUAA